AAACUUCUUUGUCCAUGUUGUCUUUUAGAGCAAGAUCAUUUUUCAGUCAAAUCUGUGCAAGAUAUACAUCSACAAUGUUCAAUCGAAUAGGAAAAAAAGUAGUAGAUCUAGAUACUCCAGCGCUCUUGAUAGAUUUAGACAAAUUCGAAAAAAAUUUGAAGAAACUACCCGAGAGUCUACUCGCAGUAAACUCUGGAGUGAAAGUACGUCCACAUUGUAAAGCACAUAAAUGUCCAACGAUCGCCCACAAACAGAUAAGCCAUGGCGCAGUUGGUGUAUGUUGUCAAAAGCUAUCAGAAGCAGAAAGCAUGGUGGUUGGUGGUAUAAAAGAUAUUUUGAUAUCAAAUGAG
Molecule: messenger RNA, 350 nt
Organism: Exaiptasia diaphana
Lineage: Eukaryota; Metazoa; Cnidaria; Anthozoa; Actiniaria; Aiptasiidae
Product: D-threonine aldolase
Biological process (GO): D-serine catabolic process
Molecular function (GO): D-serine ammonia-lyase activity
Source: RefSeq, a predicted model, not a curated record